UCUCUAGUCCCCAGUUCCUCUGCGCUCCGAUUCUGCAAUUCUCCGAAUCAUCAUGUUUAUUGGCCUGCUAGUGGCCCAGACACGUGCAAAUUACAUGUGCCGAACCGUGCAUCAUCAGAUGGCGACAUGUUUUUCUCCAAACGCCUCGGUACACCGAACAAGCAAGCCUGAUACAAUCACCAGCACCAUGACCCCUCGCGAAGAGAUAAGCCGGGAACAUCCCUAUCUAGCAGGCAACUUUGCGCCCGUUACCAAGACUACGCCACCCGUUCCCAUUAGCUACACGGGAACUAUUCCCAAGGAGCUGCAUGGGGGCAUGUACGUCCGGAAUGGGGGGAACCCCAUCACCAAUUCGAAUUUGGGCCGCGAUGCCCACUGGUUCGAUGGCGAUGGCAUGCUCACGGGUGUGUGGUUUGAGCGGUCGAAUGAAUCGUCGACGGAAGCACCCAUUCCGCACUUUGUAAACCAGCUCAUUUUGACCGACCUGGCCAUCUCAAGUCUCGAUAACAAACGGUUGACGACCCCCAUUCUACCCAGCAUAGCCACUCUUGUGAAUCCCCUCGCCAGUCUUGCUCUAAUUGUAUGGAGGAUCCUUCGAAGCGUAUUUCUAGUGUUGUUGUCACAUCUUCCUGGAUCACCGCAGGCUAUCAAGAGGAUCAGUGUAGCCAACACAAGUAUCGUUUACCAUGAUGGCCGUGCAUUGGCAACCUGCGAAAGCGGACCUCCCAUUCGCGUCCAUCUCCCUGGGUUGGAAACCGUUGGCUGGUACAACGGCAAUCAAGCCGAAGGGGAAUUUCAAAAGGAAACAAACAAAGAACCCGGGUUUGGCGGGACUGGACUUAACAGCUGGAUGCGAGAAUGGACGACGGGCCACCCCAAAGUCGAUCCUACCACAGGCGAGAUGCUCCUCUUCCACUGCAACUUCCUUCCACCCUUUGUCCACUACUCCGUUGUUCCCAAGGAAGACGCAAGUUCACAGUCGACAAAGCUCCUCAACGCACCGGUCCCAGGCUGCUCGGGCGGAAAGAUGAUGCACGACUUUGGCGUGUCCAAGAAUCAUUCUGUAAUUCUUGACCUCCCCUUGACCCUUUCACCCUUCAACCUCCUCAAGAAUCAUCCCAUCGUCUCAUACGAACCCCACAUGCCAUCACGCUUCGGUGUCUUUCCCCGCCAUGAUCCCGACUCCGUACGCUGGUUCGAAACCAAAGGCUGCUGCAUCUUCCAUACAGCCAACACGUGGGACGAGCUGGAUGCUGAGGGGAACACUACCGCAGUCAACAUGCUCGCAUGCCGUUUGACAUCCGCAUCUCUCGUCUUCAGCGCUGGGAAUAUCGUGCCGCCGCCGAACCCAGAGCGGUCAACGCAACGCCCACUAUCCUUCUUCGCAAAGUACGACGACGAUGAAGCGGACGUGGACGUAGAGAAAGUACCACCCCCAACUUCCACCGAGAAGACGCCCCUUCUUCCUCCUUCGGCACACGCACCAUCCACACAAGCCUCAUCAUCUUCUGCCUACGGCAUUGGCGGCCCCGCACCACCCAUCCCCGACAACGACGAAGAAGAGCAGUGCCGUCUCUAUUACUACCGCUUCUCGCUCGACACUUCCUCAAGCAACAACAUCAUCACUCAUCAACACGCCCUCUCCAUCAUCCCAUUUGAAUUCCCAACUCUACAUCCCAGCAAGGAAAUGCAAGAUGCGCGCUACAUCUACGGCUGCAGCACCUCAUCAGCCUCGUUCGGCGCCGCGCUGGGAAAAGCCACCAAGAUCGACGUCCUUGUCAAAAUGGACGUGCAUUCCCUUUUAGCUCGCCAGCCAACUCCUUCCUCCUCUUCGACUGUAGGAUCCGAAGUCAACGCAGUAGUAGACCGUCGCAACGUCGAUGAAAUCCUAUCUUCCAACAACCCCCACGACGACAUCAAAGCCUUCCGCCUCCCCGAGCGCCAUUUCGCCCAAGAAGCGCGCUUCGUGCCUCGUCAGAAUGCCAGCGGCAGCGAAGAUGACGGAUAUCUCCUCUUCUACGUCUUCGAUGAGACGCAGUUAUCCCCUCUCCCCUCCUCUUCUUCUUCUUCUUCUCCUCCACCUACGAAGCAUGACCUAGACGCCCUACUUGAAUCCGCUACUUCGGAGCUGUGGAUCCUGGAUGCGAAGGAUAUGGCCACCGUGGUCUGCAAAGUCCAUUUACCGGCGCGUGUUCCCUACGGGUUACAUGGGAAUUGGUUCAGCGAGGCCGAGGUCAGCGGCCAGAGGGAUGUGAAGGCGUUUCGUUCGUUGAGAUGA
Periconia digitata is the source of this 2278-nucleotide messenger RNA. The record is from the annotation of a GenBank genome assembly. NCBI's taxonomy places the organism in Eukaryota, Fungi, Ascomycota, Dothideomycetes, Pleosporales, Periconiaceae.